AUGGUCCGUGUGUUCGGCGUCAAAAAAAAUCCAAAGUUCCUCCGCACCGUCCACGCCGCACUCCUCGACAAGCAGAACACCACAUCUCGCCAAUACACCCUCGGUCCUGAUGGCAAGCGCAUCUACACCUUGAAGAAGGUUGUUGAUGGCAAGGUCUCCAAGUCUGCCCACCCCGCCCGUUUCUCCCCCGAUGACAAGUACUCUCGUCACCGUGUCACCCUGAAGAAGCGCUACAACCUUCUCCUCACUCAGCAGCCUGGUAUCGUCAUCUCUCCGUCCCAUUCGGCGCGACAGCUACUAACGUCCGUCACAGAGAACUAA
Molecule: messenger RNA, 321 nt
Organism: Penicillium manginii
Lineage: Eukaryota; Fungi; Ascomycota; Eurotiomycetes; Eurotiales; Aspergillaceae
Product: H/ACA ribonucleoprotein complex subunit NOP10
Exons: 3
Coding region: 1-321 (106 amino acids)
Biological process (GO): ribosome biogenesis; snRNA pseudouridine synthesis; rRNA pseudouridine synthesis
Cellular component (GO): box H/ACA snoRNP complex; box H/ACA telomerase RNP complex
Molecular function (GO): telomerase RNA binding; box H/ACA snoRNA binding
Source: RefSeq, a predicted model, not a curated record